AGUAAAAUAUUUUUAGCCAAGAAUCCAUUUGAUAUAUGGGAGACCUUAGAGAUGAGGAAAAACAUUGUUGGGUUUAGGCCUAGUUCUACCUCCGGUAGGGGUAUCUCAAAAACUAAAGCUCUUUCUGACCAUCUGUCACUAGCCUAAUUUGCAGGUCGUAUGUUUAGAACAGGAAAUCGCGUUGCCAGGACAACGUGACAUAUUCACUUACUGGCCUGGUUACGUUUAUGCUGUGACGCACUCGGAAGAUCAUGAACCGCGGGAAAGUUUUACACGUGAUCACAUCUACAGACAUUUUUGGCUGAAGCCGACAGUGGAUGCCAGCUCGGAAAAUCGAAUGGAAAUGGUAAGUUGUUAAAAUUUUGUCACUGGGUAAUUGAACAUUGUGGUUAAGGAGCAUUCAAUAUUAGUUUUAGCUCGUUAUAGUAGAUAUAAUGUCAACUGUAUUGCGUACAGAGGCGGUUCUGUUUUUAUUUCGCUGCGUAGCCCUGGUCCUGUAAUUCCAUUAACUCGAGCCUCGUGGACAUUUGCUAACUAUGCUAGAACUUGCAAUCACUGCUUAGUGCUCUGUGCUACGUGACAAAAACAUAUAAUUCCAUUAGCUGGAGCGUCGAGGAUAUCCGCUAACGAUGGUAGAAACUUCCAAACACUGCUUACAUGCGCUAUCCUUGCUACUUGGCAAAAUUGUUAAGCUUAACAUGUGAUUCCAUUAGCUGGAGCAUCGUGGAUAUUUGCUAACAAUGCUAUCGAUAGAAACUUCCAAACUCUGCUUAGGAGUAGUAGCCGUAGUAGUAAUAAUAUAUUUACCUUAUCUGCGCUGUCGUUGCUACGUGACAAAAUUGUUAUCAUGAACAUUAAUUUAAACAUGUCAUUGAAUAGUUAGAAAUCCUAAUCCUUUGAUCAUGUGCAGUUUUAAAAUAUCUGUAGAUCAUUUUUGCUGAAUUGGUGCUGUACUUGAUUAACAGAUCAUUAACAAUGACAACAAACAGGAAAGCCCCUGAAAGAGAUGCCCUUGAACAUGUGGUCAAGGCUAUUGACAAGACUGCACACUUGGAAGUGAAAUUCAUAAACUCUGUCAAAGGUCGAGGUGUGUUUGCCAAAUCCCACUUUGAAAAAGGAAACUUUGUGGUGGAGUACCGAGGCCAAUUAAUAAAAUCUGAAGAAUCUCAAAGGAGGAGGAGAGUAUAUCAUAGUCAAUGUGCAGUCUUCCUGUUCGAUUUCUACUGGCAAGAAAGAUUAUGGUGCAUUGAUGCAGCUCAAGAAGAUGGCAGCUUGGGAAGAUUAGUUAAUGAUGAGAACAUCCGUCCCAAUUGCAAAAUGAAAAAGCUCAUAGUAGAGGGGAAGCCACACCUCUGUCUUUUCGCCCUGAGGAACAUUAUUCCUGGAGAGGAGAUUACGUAUAAUUAUGGAGGAACUGACUGGCCAUGGAGGAAUAAGAUUGAAGAGGAACCAGUUGAGACAAUGUCUCCUGCAGUAGAGGCCCCUGAAACAUCUCCGCAGCUUUUAGAGGCCCCUGAAACAUCUCCGCAGCUUUUAGAGGCCCCUGAAACAUCUCCGCAGCUUUUAGAGGCCCCUGAAACAUCUCCGCAGCUUGCAGUGCUAUCAUCAGUGUCCGAGAAAAAGAUUGAAGAGGAACCAGUUGAGACCAUGUCUCCUGCAGUAGAGGCCCCUGAAACAUCUCCGCAGCUUUUAGAGGCCCCUGAAACAUCUCCGCAGCUUUUAGAGGCCCCUGAAACAUCUCCGCAGCUAGCAGUGCUAUCAUCAGUGUCCAAGAAAAAGAUUAAAGAGGAACCAGUUGAGACCAUGUCUCCUGCAGUAGAGGCCCCUGAAACAUCUCAGCAGCUUGCAGUGCUAUCAUCAGUGUCCAAGAAAAAGAUUGGAAAGAAACGUCUUAUGACCAAAUCUGCCGCAGUAGAGGCCCCUAAAACAUCUCAGCCGCCUGCAGUGCUUUCGACAGUGUCCAAGAAAAAGAUUGGAAAGAAACGUCUUAUGACCAAAUCUGCCGCAGUAGAGGCCCCUAAAACAUCUCAGCCGCUUGCAGUGCUUUCGACAGUGUCCAAGAAAAAGAUUGAAGAGGAACCAGUUGAGACCAUGUCUCCUGCAGUAGAGGCCCCUGAAACAUCUCCGCAGCUUUUAGAGGCCCCUGAAACAUCUCCGCAGCUUGCAGUGCUAUCAUCAGUGUCCGAGAAAAAGAUUAAAGAGGAACCAGUUGAGACCAUGUCUCCUGCAGUAGAGGCCCCUGAAACAUCUCAGCAGCUUGCAGUGCUAUCAUCAGUGUCCAAGAAAAAGAUUGGAAAGAAACGUCUUAUGACCAAAUCUGCCGCAGUAGAGGCCCCUAAAACAUCUCAGCCGCCUGCAGUGCUUUCGACAGUGUCCAAGAAAAAGAUUGGAAAGAAACGUCUUAUGACCAAAUCUGCCGCAGUAGAGGCCCCUAAAACAUCUCAGCCGCUUGCAGUGCUUUCGACAGUGUCCAAGAAAAAGAUUGAAGAGGAACCAGUUGAGACCAUGUCUCCUGCAGUAGAGGCCCCUGAAACAUCUCCGCAGCUUUUAGAGGCCCCUGAAACAUCUCCGCAGCUUGCAGUGCUAUCAUCAGUGUCCGAGAAAAAGAUUGGAAAGAAACGUCUUAUGACCAAAUCUGCCGCAGUAGAGGCCCCUAAAACAUCUCAGCCGCCUGCAGUGCUUUCGACAGUGUCCGAGAAAAAGAUCGAAGAGGAACCCGUUGUGACUAAUUCUACAGCAGUAGAGGCCCCUCAAACAUCCCAGCAGCCUGCAGUGCUUUCGUCAGUUUCCAAGAAAAAGAUUGGAGAGAAACGUACUGUGAUUGAGUCUGGACUAGCUGACCGUUAUGAAACACCUGAACACUGUGGUCUGCUUUCGCCCAAGAAAAAGAGAUGUAAUCUAAUUCAGGAGUCCUCAGACCAAGACCAACCUUAUGUCCCUAAACUGAGGAGGACCAAAAGCAUUCAGAUUAACAGACAAACCGAUUUUGAUUCCUAUGAGCUUUUUGAGACAUCAGAUGAAAGUGAAGAAGAAUAUGUUCCUGAUACAAGCGAGGAUUCAUCUGAUGAAACGGACACCAGUGAAGUUUUUGAAACAUCCAAUCAGAAGAAAAUUACAUUAAGGGGACGCUCACUCGUACGAAAGGGCAGUGCUUUGAAACGGAAAAGGCACCAUUCCAGAAGUGUAUCCUGUUGCCGAACACAUUCUUUUGGUGGACAGUCAUCAGAAACUUCAUACACUGAAGACCCUCAUGGAAGCUCGACACUGGUUUGUCCUGACAGUACUACUUCCCCCACUUCAGAUGUAGCUGACGACUUACUUACCGUACCUGCUGUCUGUAAAAAAGAGGAUGGAUCACGACAAUAUAACAAAAAACAGUACUGUUUAUACUGUAAAAAGGGAUUUAUAAAAAUGGCCAGGCAUUUAGAGCGUGCUCAUAAAAACGAGAAAGAAGUUGCACAGGCUGGGUCUUUUCCAAAAGGUUCUAAACAAAGAAGACUGCAUCUGGAACAUUUGAGAAAUAGAGGCAACUUCGCCCACAAUUCUGAGGUCUUAAAUACUGGUGUUGGAAAGCUUGUUCCUCGGAAACAACCAAAAGAUGAUUCUAAACCCAGAGAUUUUGAUCACUGUAUAUAUUGUCAAGGCUAUUUCACAAAGAAAGUUAUGUGGCGCCACAUGAUGAUAUGCAAGUUUAAGCCUAGUGGCCCUACGAAGCCUGGCAAAACACGGGUGCAAGCACUUUGUGCUUUUGCUGUACCACCACCACCUGGAGUCAAAGCAGAAUUCUGGAAGGUCCUAAACCAUAUGAUUCAAGAUGACGUUUACUUUGCAGUUAAAUCUGAUGUCUGGAUCAUGGAGUAUGGUGUGCAUUUGCAUAACAAGCAUGGAUAUGAUGUUGGCAAACAUGAAUAUAUCCGUCAGAAAAUGAGGGAACUGGGAAGGCUUUUGAUUUGUUCGAGGAAAACCACUCCCUUGAAGACCAUCGAAGAUCACAUGAAGCCUGAAAAUUUCAUGCAUGUUGUGCAAGCUGUGCAACUCGUGGCUGGCUUUGUCUCUGAAUCCAGCACCUACAAGCGUCCAAGUCUUGCACUAAAAAUUGGGCAUAGUCUGGUGAAGAUAUCGCUGCUUCUUGAAGCCCGUGCAAGUAUGCAAAACAACCAACCAGCAGCAAAAGAUGCUCGUAGGUUCCGCUCAGUGUACGAAGCCAGAUGGAACGAACUCAUUUCAGCUGCAUCACUGAGAACAAUGCAUGAAUCGAAAUGGAAUGUUCCUCAGUUGAUUCCGUUCACUAAGGAUGUUCAGAAACUCCACUCCUAUUUGGACAUGCAGCAGGAACAGUUUUACAACGAACUGUCCUCAGAGCCGUCUAAAAACACUUGGGUACAUCUGACUAAAAUCACUUUGACACAAGUCAUGAUGUUCAACCGACGUAGAACAGGAGAAGUUUCAAAAAUGCCCCUCUCUACCUAUUUUGCUCCAAAUCCAGUAGAUCUGCAGGAAGAUGUGGGUAUGGCGCUUUCAGAGCUAGAGAAAAAACUCUGUCAGCAUUUCAGGAGGUUGGAGAUACGAGGAAAAAGAGGAAGAAAGGUCCCUGUCCUCCUAACUCCAGAAAUGCAGAGAUCGUUGGACCUCCUUGUUGCCAAGCAGCAAGGCGACUUGAGUGUGGGAUUCUUAAGGAAAAUGGCUACCUAUUUGCCAGGCCGUCUGUAUUGACCUGCUACCGUGGUUCUGAUUGUAUCAGAGAUUUUGCCAAGGUCUGUGGUAUUGCAAACUACACAAGUCUCACUUCUACAAAACUGCGCAAGCAAACCGGAACACUCUCUCAAGUUCUCAACCUCAGUAAUACAGAGCUGGACCAAUUAGCCAAUUUCCUUGGCCAUGAUGUCAGAGUCCAUCGGCAAUUUUACAGGCUGCCUGAAGGGACCCUUCAACUUGCUAAAAUUAGCAAAGUCCUCUUGGCUCUUGAACAGGGGCGUUUGGCAGAAUUCAAAGGCAAAGGCCUGGAUGACAUCACAAUCGGUCCAGAAGAGAGUGUGAACCUUGACAGUGACCAUGAGGCACAGGAGAAUGUAGACAGUGACACUGAGGUACAGCGUGAGUCUGACACACAAGAAACCCAGUCUCAGAAGAGAGAGAGGAGUACAGAAGGGUUGAUGGAGAAAGAGGUCAAGGUUAAGUUGGAAAAGAUGAGUGAAGUAAUCUAUAACUAUGUCUUAGACAGGUUUGGAUGUGUGUGCCUUGAUCAAGAAUAGUUUUCUUCAUAUGUUUCCUUAAGAAAACUAGUUUUCUUUCCCUUUUGCUUGGAUGGGGGGUUUUGAACCUGGGUUGCCCGUUUGUGAGGCAAGUGCCUUGGCCAUUGUGCUACAGUGGAGUUGAAGAUCAGUGUAACUUAAGGUAAUAUGUGAAUAGGUACACCCCAGACCAGUAGAGGGCAGCAAUGCAGAUUCUUGGUCAGUAGAAGCACAGCUGAAGAAGAGCAGACUAAGUUCCGUGGAGCUAGCGACAGUAAGCGACAGUACGCGACAAUAGCGGGCAAUAUGGCGGCGAAAAGCAUCAAAAUAAAGUACAAAAGCGGACACAGAGUGUUUUACGGCUAAAUGAACGGGAAAGCAGUUCAGAUGGAGACGACAGAAGAAAAAGUGUCCAGAAGAAAAAGUCCAAGACCAUUCACAAGCCACAGAAGAGGAGGCCCUGGGAAACCGAGGAGAUAGCUGCUGUGGAAAAACACAUGAGAAACUUCAUUUUGACCUGCAAUGUUCCAAGAAAGUGUGACUGUGAUAAGUGCCUUAAAUCAGAGCCAGUUGCACUAAAAAAUAGAGACUGGAAGGCACUCAAAUUUUACAUAAAAAAUCGAAUUACUGCACUGAAGAGGAAAAUGUGAAAUGAGGAAGGAUGAUAGACAGGAAAGAGAUGAGAGGGGGUAGAGUUUGGGGGUACCAUAUAGAGA
Messenger RNA from Alosa sapidissima (American shad), 5947 nucleotides. RefSeq names its product cell wall protein RTB1-like. Gene Ontology annotation, molecular function: protein binding. The record is from RefSeq and is a predicted model, not a curated record. Bases 976 to 4713 code for a protein of 1245 amino acids. Lineage: Eukaryota; Metazoa; Chordata; Actinopteri; Clupeiformes; Clupeidae. The transcript has 23 exons.